AUGGUGCUGGGCAAGUACUGCUUCGAGGAGGAGGCUUUUUCUAUUGAUGUUUUCGAAGUAGCGACUCUUUUAGAGGACUGUCGACUCGUGGCCAUUAUCAAUGAAGAUUACGCCGAGUUCCUGCAGCUCUCGUCCAAGCUCAAGGGUGUAGACGAGGCGGUUGCUAGCGUACAUGCACCCAUUUUGGCGGUCCUCAAGCGUGUAGGUGAAGUGCAAGAAGCUCUGAGCGCAUUGCAAAACAAGAUCCAGACGCAAUUGAAGAUUGCAAAUGAGUUGCAACAACAGGAAAAGGACCUGCACGCAAAUUUUUGUGCAUUUGGACCAAGAAUUUUUGAACUACAUGCACGUUGCCACAAUUUAGAAAGAGAAGAAGCGUCUAGCGGUCGUUGA
Messenger RNA from Peronospora farinosa, 390 nucleotides. Lineage: Eukaryota; Oomycota; Peronosporomycetes; Peronosporales; Peronosporaceae. The record is from the annotation of a GenBank genome assembly.